Messenger RNA from Diaporthe batatas, 459 nucleotides. RefSeq lists its product as uncharacterized. The transcript is spliced from 2 exons. Bases 1 to 459 code for a protein of 152 amino acids. The record is from RefSeq and is a predicted model, not a curated record. NCBI's taxonomy places the organism in Eukaryota, Fungi, Ascomycota, Sordariomycetes, Diaporthales, Diaporthaceae.
AUGGACGAAAGCGAAGCCUCAAAACCACAGCAGCCGGACGGCAAGGGGUACGGCCACGAAAGCGAUAGAGAGGUUGGCGAGCCGUACAAGUACACGCCUCUGCCCGAGCCCGAGCCCACCGAGCCUGGACAAGAUCCCUUCUGGGAGCCGAAGACGCUCUGGACGCGGUUGACAACCAUCCACCCAGGAGAGUACGACGAUGACAUCGUGGUCGACCUUACCAACGUCGCUUUAGAGGAGACGGCUGAAAGCCAGCUUCGUGACAAGGACGUAUACGACCCAGAGUACCGUGUGGCAGCCGUGUCGUGCUUGGAACAUUACGAAGCGCUGUCAUAUGUUUGGGGUAGCCCGGAAAACCCCAGUCGUGUUAUCGUUGGCGAGGAGGGGCGGAGCCUCCCCAUCACCCGGAACCUGGACGUUGCCAUUCGCCACCUUCGACCAGAAAAGUACUACCGAUAA